Messenger RNA from Candida tropicalis MYA-3404, 1776 nucleotides. RefSeq lists its product as uncharacterized. The coding region runs from base 1 to 1776 and encodes 591 amino acids. The record is from RefSeq and is a predicted model, not a curated record. NCBI's taxonomy places the organism in Eukaryota, Fungi, Ascomycota, Pichiomycetes, Serinales, Debaryomycetaceae. The transcript has a single exon.
AUGGUUGGACGUGAUGAUGGAUCUGAUUUUUUAUUUCAUUCACAAAAAGCAUCUCGUGAUCUAGUUGAAAUAAUUACAGGUCCUUCAAAUGGAGAUAAAACACGAUUGAUCCUUCGAAUAAUGAGUAGAGCCAAAUCUAUCAUCAAUGGUAAAACAUACAAACUAAAAAGCAAGACAGAUAAACCACAGGAGAUUGAUUUCACAAACGAAAAGCAAAUAUCCAUUGAAUGCUCUAAUAAUAUAAAUGAUGAAUCACAAAGAGUAUUUCCAGAUACUCCUAUUAUUAUUGAAUGGGUGGAGUUUAAUUUGUUUGCUAAUUCAAUUGACCGGAGUAUUGAACAAUUACAAGAUUGUAAUAUCGAUUUUAGAGUUGCUCAUGACUUUGACAAAGUAACACAUUAUUACUCAAAUGGUACAGAUGAGGAUACUGAUAAUUUUAAAUUGGCAGUCAUCAAGGGAAUACCCGUUUUAAAUUCACAAUGGCUAGAAUUGAUCAUGUCGAAGGACAAGGAUGUAACAGUCGAUGACUGGCUACUACAUGCCGAUUAUACAAAGCUCGUUCCCAAUGGUGAUCAAAACUUACUACCUACGUGCCGACUGAAUUUGUUGGAUGGAAUAAAACUAUUAUCUACGGAGGAAAUAAAAUGGAUAGAGACUAUUGUUCUUGAUUCCCAUAAGUUAGAAAAUGAAUUAAAGCAAAAGGUAGACGCGGAUAAAGAGUUUGUAUUAGUUAGUGAUGUUACCAUUGACAACUUACAAACCAUCACUAAGAAUCAGUUGUGGGGGUAUAUAAAGAAGAAUUCACUUGAAGGGCUUCCGAGAAAUACGAUCAAGCAAUUGAAACGUCCAGCUCCUGAACCGGUUAUAGAAGAAGAAACAAUUCCAAGAUCUGUCACAGUAUCUCCCGAUAAACCCAAACCUAGAAAGAGAAGAAAAUAUGAGAAAGUUGACAGGUUGCAUUUCUUUUCAUUGACAAACACAGAGCCAACUACUGUAACUGUACCAUCUGAACAAGUGCCACUCGCCAUGAAUGAAAAAAAGGUGAAUGCAACCCCAGAUGUCGUUAAUACAGUUGAUUCUGACUCGACAUCAAACACUAAAGAUUUUACCACCAGUGAUGAAGGACGAUCCCUACCGGAUUCUCAAGAGGAGGUUAAUAUUAAAGAACAAAUCGAAGAAUCGAUCGCCACUGCUGAACGACAACUGAACGAGGACACUGCUCCAACGCUUAAGGUAGAUUCGUACCAGACUGACACUCAGUUGGAAGAGAAUGGCAGCAUUAUUGGCCAAAAGAGAAAACAGGAACCAAUAGAUAGCAAACCGACAAAAAUUCCCAAAUUCAUGCCAAAGGUUACAUUAGCCGAAGCAGUUAUUCAAGUGAAGAAAUCAAAUGAACAAGAGGUUAUAGAACUUGAUGAAAAUAUUGAUAAUUUAAAAAACCUUUCUAUAGUCGAAGUGGUUGAUUUGAUCCCAAGAAAGAAAAAAGACAAGAUAGAGGCCAAUGAAUCAUUGUAUGCUGGAAGAAAGAAUUUCAAAAGAUUUAGGAAGCCUCAAAAGAAAGUUAAUAGAAGAAGAGUAGGGUUAGUUACAAUUGAUGAUAGAAUGAAUUGUGAAAUUGAUGAAGAUGAUGACGAAGAGGAAGAAGGUUUUACAAAUAAUAUGGAAACAAGAGUGAGUCGCUCCCAACAUUCUGAAGGGCUGGAAGCAAGUGAAGCACCAAGGAAAAGAAUCGGGUUGUUUUUAAACGAUGAUGAUGAUCUGGAUGACGAGGAGUAG